Felis catus (domestic cat) is the source of this 1665-nucleotide messenger RNA. RefSeq names its product leucine rich repeat containing 28 (gene LRRC28). The coding region runs from base 319 to 1422 and encodes 367 amino acids. Lineage: Eukaryota; Metazoa; Chordata; Mammalia; Carnivora; Felidae. The record is from RefSeq and is a predicted model, not a curated record. The transcript is spliced from 11 exons. Gene Ontology annotation, molecular function: protein binding.
GAGGCCAUGUGAGCACACAGCAAGAAGGCAGCCAUCUACAGCCCAAGGGGAGAGCUCUCACCAGACACAGACCCUGCUGGAACCUUGCUCUUAAACUUCCUUCAGUCACCCAGUCUGUGGUGUUGUAUUGUGGCAGCCAGAGCAGACUAACACAAGGUGGAGUUUCUCUCGAGGAGGCUGGAAUAGUGCUGUCUGAGGCAGCUUGUUUUGGAUCUUCUUUCUAGGUGUAAUGCUGACAGCAGCAACAAUUUCAUCCAGAAAUGGACCAAUUUUGACAAGAUGUAGUGCUGCAGCGUGCCUGAUGGGAUAUAUUCAGUCAUGGCAUCUGAACUUUGUAAGACGAUCUCUGUGGCAAGGCUGGAAAAGCACAAGAAUUUGUUCUUAAAUUACAGGAAUCUGCACCAUUUUCCAUUGGAGUUACUGAAAGAUGAGGGACUACAGUACUUGGAGAGGCUCUAUAUGAAAAGGAACUCCCUGACAACCUUGCCAGAAAACCUUGCUCAGAAGCUUCCAAACCUUGUGGAACUAUACCUUCACUCAAAUAACAUAGUUGUGGUGCCAGAAGCCAUUGGAUCUCUCGUAAAACUCCAAUGUUUGGAUCUUAGUGACAAUGCCUUAGAAAUUGUUUGCCCAGAAAUUGGUCGUCUGAGAGCUUUACGUCAUCUUCGAUUAGCUAAUAACCAACUGCAAUUCCUACCUCCAGAGGUUGGCGAUUUGAAGGAGCUGCAGACACUAGACAUUUCUACCAAUCGUUUGCUAACUUUACCCGAGAGGCUUCACCUGUGCCUUUCUCUGCAGUACCUCACUGUGGACCGAAAUCGUCUAUGGUGUGUGCCCCGUCAUCUCUGCCAGCUGCCCAGCCUCAAUGAGCUCUCCAUGGCUGGAAACCGUCUUGCGUUUUUGCCACUUGAUUUAGGUCGAUCUCGAGAACUACAAUACGUAUACGUGGAUAACAACAUUCACCUGAAAGGCUUGCCAUCCUAUCUGUACAAUAAAGUCGUCGGGUGCAGUGGCUGUGGUGCUCCCAUUCAAGUUUCUGAGGUGAAGCUGCUUUCCUUUUCAUCGGGGCAACUAACCGUCUUCCUCCCUGCUGAGGUGAAGGCCAUAGGGACAGAGAAUGAUCGCGUCCUGCCUCUGCAAGAGCUGGCCAUGAGGAGUCUACAUCACACAUACCAUACUUUCCUUAAAGAUUUGAACUUUCUGUCUCCGAUCUCGUUACCCAGAAGUCUCCUGGAGCUGCUGCACUGCCCCCUGGGACACUGUCACCGGUGUAGUGAGCCCAUGUUUACAAUUGUCUACCCCAAGCUCUUCCCCUUGAGAGAGACGCCGAUGGCAGGCCUGCACCAGGGGAGGACAACAGUUAGUUUUGUGGCUUACUGCUGCUCCGCCCAGUGUCUGCAGACAUUUGACCUACUGAGUUGAUAAACACUCGAGAGCCUCAGGAGUUUUGCCAGCUUGACACUGCAGUUGCCUGUGUAUCGCACACUGUUUGUAUGGCAGAGGGACGGGACGGUCCAGCCUGGCGGAACAGGCCCCUACAUUCUGUCCUGUCAAAUGCGGGGGACUGCAAGAACUCUCUGGAAAUGUCCCGAUUGAGCUCAGAGCUGAAAUGCCUUCACCCUUCCCCCACCCCAAGUUGGAAUAGAUCCUCCCCCAAAUUAAGGA